Daucus carota subsp. sativus is the source of this 1154-nucleotide messenger RNA. RefSeq names its product 20 kDa chaperonin, chloroplastic. Gene Ontology annotation, molecular function: protein-folding chaperone binding; protein folding chaperone; ATP binding. The record is from RefSeq and is a predicted model, not a curated record. Gene Ontology annotation, cellular component: mitochondrial matrix; chloroplast. The coding region runs from base 199 to 966 and encodes 255 amino acids. NCBI's taxonomy places the organism in Eukaryota, Viridiplantae, Streptophyta, Magnoliopsida, Apiales, Apiaceae. Gene Ontology annotation, biological process: positive regulation of superoxide dismutase activity. The transcript has 6 exons.
AUGCAGACACACUCUAGUUAAUUAGUGGCACAAUACACAGUUUGCGUGCUAGCCCAAGCUACAAGUUUCUAGAACCCUCCGGCCCCUUUAUUAUCUUCGCUUCUCUUCUAUUUCUAGGGUUUUGUUAUCCUCUCCUAUCAUUUCAUUUCAACAAAACUUCAAUUCAUUUCUUCUGGUGCUCUCUCCCUAACUUCAGAAAUGGCAGCAUCUCAAAUGACAACAACUUCAUUCACCGGUAGGAGUUUGUUGUUUCCUUCAACUGUUGAAGGAACCUUUAAACCUUCUUCGGUUUCACAUUUCGGACAAUUCGGAGGUGGAUUGAGUCUGAGGUCUUUCCGUGGACUCAGUGUCAAAGCUGCUACUGUUGUUGCUCCUAAGUACACUUCACUUAAGCCGUUGGGUGAUAGAGUCCUUAUUAAGAUCAAGACUGUCGAGGAGAAGACCACUGGUGGCAUCUUACUGCCAUCAUCAGCACAAUCAAAACCUCAAGGAGGUCAGGUUGUUGCCAUUGGAGAGGGUAGGACUGUUGGACCUAACAAAGUUGCUGUGUCUGUGAAGACUGGUACCCAAGUUGUGUAUUCCAAGUAUGCUGGAACUGAAGUGGAGUUCAACGGAUCCAAUCAUCUUAUUUUGAAGGAGGAUGAUAUUGUUGGUAUUCUUGAUACUGAUGAUGUCAAAGAUUUGAAGCCGCUAAAUGACAGAGUCCUCAUUAAGGUUGCUGAGGCUGAAGAGAAAACAGCUGGAGGCCUGUUGCUAACUGAGGCAAGCAAGGACAAGCCAUCAAUUGGAACUGUGAUUGCUGUUGGACCUGGAUCUCUAGAUGAGGAAGGAAAGAGAAAAGCACUUGCCCUUUCCGCAGGAAACACCGUAAUGUACUCCAAAUAUGCUGGAAACGACUUUAAAGGCCCUGAUGGAUCGGAUUACAUAGCUCUAAGGGAAUCUGAUAUAAUGGCAGUGCUAUCAUAGUUACUUGUGACCGUACACCCUUAAAUUAUGGGAAUUAUUGAAUAGAGCCAGAGGAGAUUUAAUGUAAUAAAACCUUGUUGAGUGUAGUUUUUGCUACCUCUGAGUUGUGGUUUAUAGUAUCUGUUGGAUAUGUGCAAGUUUACCUCCCUUGUAGUUUGAAUUGAGAAUGUCUUUCGAUUUCUUUCUAA